UCUUCUCCACGACCACGAGCAUUUUUUUUUCCAAACUCUUAAGAGGAAAAAGAAUCACGCGCUCUGCUUCGAUAUCGAAAUCGAAAUCGUGCGCUUCGGUGAUUGAUUUUGCCUUCGUUUCCGACUCUGUCUUCGGCUUGGAUUCUGUUUCGAAAACCCUACCAGAUCUGUAGUUGUUCGGUUUCAGGCCAUUUUCACCCGGGGAAUUUUGCUUCUGAAAAGAGGAUUCAGAUACUGUGGAAUUGCCAUAAUGGCUGAUCAAGCGGUCAAUCAAGGAACGUGUAGUAGCAAUGCUUCGGAGGACAACCCUGAUUCAACCCUUGAGCUUAACAUCAAGACUCUAGACUCUCAGACUUAUACUUUCAAAGCGAACAAGAAUAUGCUAGUUUCAUUGUUCAAGGAAAAAAUAGCGAAUGAGGUAGGUGUGCCAGUUGGUCAGCAACGACUCAUUUUCCGAGGAAGGGUGUUGAAAGAUGAUCAUCCACUUUCUGAAUAUCAUUUGGAAAACGGGCAUACAUUGCAUUUGGUGGUGAGGCAGUUGACAGAAACUCAACCCUCAUUUGGUGCUAGUUCUGGGGAAACAACUACAUAUGAUGGUAAUCAGGGAAAUGAUACUAAUGGUGGGGCACCCCGAAAUCGUGUUGGACAAAUUUCGCACAGUGUUGUUCUCGGGACCUUUAACGUUGGAGAUCAGGGUGGACCAGUUGUUCCAGAUAUCAGUCAGGUCAUUGGAGCUGUUCUAAAUUCUCUUGGAAUCGGCAACCAGCCUACAAAUACUAGUAAUGGGACACAGUCCUCUCUUUUUUCAAAUGUGUAUGGUCAGGCUCCUCCGACAAGUGUGUCCCAACCUGUUGGCAGCAAUGUUCUUCAGAGCCAGGAUGGGAAUAGUUCACAGUCUGGGCAAUCAUUUUCUGGACACCCGUUUCAAUCAUCACCACAGGUUGUUCAUAUACCUGUAACAGCAGCAACAGCAAUUCCUAUUCCUUCAAUUCAUGCGCCUAUUCCCGAUUCCCUGGAAACUCUUUUGGAGUUCAUCAAUCGAAUGGUGCAGGCCUUAUCACAAAAUGGCUAUCAGCCAGAUACUUCUGCAGCUAACUCUGGUGAUCAGCCAAGGACAGAACUACCUAGAAACAGACGAGGUCCAUCUACACCUGAAGCACUGUCUGUAGUCCUGAGGAAUGCCCAACAUUUACUCAACGAUCAAGCUAUUGCAGCUUUAUCUCAUAUUGCUGGACGUCUGGAGCGGGAGGGAGCCUCUUCAGAUUCUGCACUUAGGGGACAAAUUCAGACAGAGGCAACACAAGUAGGCCUUGCAAUGCAACACUUAGGUGCCCUUCUGCUAGAGCUUGGUCGCACUAUUCUGACAUUGCGAAUGGGAGAGUCUCCGGCGGAAUCUUAUCUGAAUGCUGGGCCUGCUGUUUAUAUAUCUCCGACAGGACCCAAUCCGAUAAUGGUUCAGCCCUUUCCUCUUCAAACCAACUCGCUUUUCAGUGGCACGACUGCCCAAUCAACCCCUGUGACCGUGGGAUCUCUUGGUAUAGGAACUGCCCCAAGACACAUCAACAUUCAUAUUCAUGCUGUUUCAGGCACAUCGCUUUCGCCGAUGGUGUCAGCAGUCGGAAACCGACAAAGCACUGGAGAUGAAGGACAAGGGGCCCCUGAGAACAGUACCGGUUCAGCUGCCACAGGUUCUGUUCGGGUUCUCCCAGUGAGAAAUGUUGUUGCAGCUGCUGUUCCUCCACGUCCUACCAGCGGCAUUGCUGUUUCUACUGCACCACAAACCCGUUUAGCUAAUUUGCAGGCACCUGAUUCCAGUUCUAUAUCUUCUAUUGUUUCAGAAAUUAAUUCACGGCUCAGAGAUGCUGUAAACAAUAGGCAAGCAAGAAACCCUGGUGCACCUGGAACAGAAUCUUCAGAAGUUCAUGUGCCCGGCGACCUUGAUGUUGUCAACAACUCUGCAGCUACUGGCACCGCAGAGGAACUUAGUGGCUCACCACCAGAGAGGAGCGAGUUGACUCCUCAAAGCGAAUGCAAGAAAGAAGGUGGCACUGAAGCUUUGGGGCGUCCAACGAGUUCUAAAGGAGAACCCAUGAGCAAUAAUGCAGGUAAUUCUGAGGAUGUUAAAUCCUCCAAGGACAAGGCUAAUUCAGGACCACCUGCCUCAUCAAUUCCUCUUGGUUUGGGGCUUGGCAGUUUGGAACGCAAGAAACGGAGCAAGCAGCCCAAACCAUCGGUUAAGGACGAAGAUACCAAUCCUGGUAGCAGUGUCCAACAGCCUUUAAAAUCUCUCUUUUCCGGCAGUUCUUCCUCGGAAGGUUCAGACAAUCCUGUGGAUGUUUCAACUGCAUUGGACGGAUUGCUAGGAGGGAUAUCACGCCAGACUGGUGUCGGUUCUCCAAAUAUCUUGAGAAACAUGAUGCAGCAGUUGACCUCGAACCCACAGAUAAUGAACACGGUCCAACAAAUCGCCCGGCAGGUGGAUGGCCGAGAGAUUGAGAACAUUAUGUCUGGUGAAGCUCAAGGCCUCGAUUUCUCUAGAAUCGUUCAGCAGAUGAUGCCUCUAGUUUCCCGCGCUUUUAGCCAAGGUGGUCCGACUCAGCCUGCAUCAUCUCCACCACCACGUAGUGAGAUGACCGGCCUUGCGGAAAAUCCCAAUGAUGAACAAAUGUUUCAGGUAAAUGUUGAUCCCGUGGCGCAAGUGAUCGAACAAUCCAAUUCACCAGGGGAUGUUUUCCGUACAAUUGUAGAAAGUGCGGUGCAGAUUCCCGUUGGCGACAGUACCCACGAAGACAUGAUGAACGAGCUCUGUGGCGACGAAGGUCUUGCUCAUGAAUAUGCGGAACUGCUUCGGCGUGAUAUUCAAAGCCGAUUUCAAGGUGAUUUAGGUCCGCAAGGAAACACUUAAAAAAGCUUCCUUUUCUCACCGGGCGAAUCCAGUAUACCUUUUUUUGGUGAUAAGCUUCUGACAAUAUUGUGGGCUGUGUGCAAGAAUUAGGGUUGGGGAAUUCGAUUAUAUUAAAAUCCAUGAAGUGAACGGGGAAGAAAAGUUCGAAUUCGGGAUUUUCUUUCUUUUAGAUCGGAACACAUGCUAUAUCUUGAACAAAGCUAAAGCUUUAGUUUUCAUACAUCAGCUAAUUCCAAAUCAACUCGAGUUCGGUUUUGGUGAAAAUUUAUAUAGCUAGGGAUGUUCGGUUUC
Molecule: messenger RNA, 3196 nt
Organism: Tarenaya hassleriana
Lineage: Eukaryota; Viridiplantae; Streptophyta; Magnoliopsida; Brassicales; Cleomaceae
Product: large proline-rich protein BAG6
Exons: 18
Coding region: 251-2905 (884 amino acids)
Cellular component (GO): BAT3 complex
Molecular function (GO): polyubiquitin modification-dependent protein binding; misfolded protein binding
Source: RefSeq, a predicted model, not a curated record